UUGUGAAUGACCAAAGAACAAGUAAUGGCUCUGCCUGUUAAUUAUCGUACAGCACAACAGUCUACCCCACAAGUUGCUCCUUCUUUAGCACAAAGACUUCGCCAACCAUUUGGUAGUACAAACAACAGUUCACAGUCACAGACAAAUGGUCCUUUUAUCACUAACCCCCAUGGAAACCCCACUUUUAAUCCAGUUAAAUUGGGACAGAGAGCCAGUAAUGAUGUCCGUGUGCCAAAGGCUCCUAAGCCCCCAGAGAAACCUUUGAUGCCAUAUAUGAGAUACAGCAGAAAGGUAUGGGACCAAGUGAAAGCAGACAACCAGGAGCUGAAGCUGUGGGAGAUAGGGAAGAUUAUAGGAGGCAUGUGGAGAGACCUGCCUGAUAUUGAAAAGCAGGAAUUCUUGGAUGAAUAUGAAGCUGAAAAGAUUCAAUACAAUGAAAACAUGAAGAUGUACCACAACUCUCCGGUUUAUCAGGCUUAUGUACAAGCCAAGGGCAAAGCUGAGGCAGCAUUAGAAGAAGAACAGAAGGAACGAGAACGAGAAAGAACUCGUGGUCGGACUGAACCAAGAAUUAGCAUUCAGCCAGCUGAGGACGAGGAUGAUUUUGAUGAUGGUUUCUCUGUGAAGCAUGUUGCUGCAGCACGUUACCACAGAAACCACCGUCUGAUCAAUGAGAUCUUCAGUGAGGCAGUGGUGCCAGAUGUGAGGACUGUGGUCACCACAGGACGGAUGGCUGUACUCAAGAGACAGGUGCAGUCUCUGCAGACACACCAGAAAAAGUUGGAAAGUGAGCUCAAGCAGAUUGAAGAAAAGCAUGAAGAAAAGAAAAGAAAAUUCAUCGAAUCCAGUGAAGAAUUUCAUCGUGAUCUGAAAAAGCUGUGUGAAAACAAACCAGUGAUUACUGAGGAGCAAUUCACUGAGAUGAUAGAGAAAGCCAAGGUAGACCUCAUAGAGAGGCAGAAGCAGAUGGCCAUUAUGCAGCAACAGGAGCGAGAACGCCGUGAGAAAGAAGAGCAGGAACGAAAAGAGCGUGAAGAAGAAGAGAGACUGGAGAUGGAGAAGCAGCAGGAGGCAGAGAGGAAGCAGCAAAUUACUGAGGAUGAACAGCAUGCAGGCAAGACUGACAGUGAGACUCCAGGGGAAGAGACUGGGGACACUGACAUGCAAAAAGCACAGAUAAAAGGGGAUACACAUCCAACACAAAAUGGUGCUAUGGAGAAAACUUAUGGCCUAGAGAAGAUGGAGACAGAUGAUGGGCCUCCAACUCUUAAGAAGAUGGGUGAUACUCCACUGGGCAGUCCAAACAACCAGGCUGAGAGCAUGGCACAGCUGGAGCGGGUCAAAUCUCCUGCAAAUGGGGGCUAUAAAGAAAGCACAAAAUCUCCUGUGAAAGAAGGCUGGAAAGAUGAGUACCCAAACCAGAAAUCCCCAGGGCGAGACAGGCGGGAGGAGGAACGUUUUCCAGAGGAGAAUAGACGUGAUUUUGAAGAUCUGAAGUCCCCAGCAUCCAUGGCCAGUACAGUGUCCUACACAGAGGACGAUGACUAUGAGGAUGAAGAAGACGAGGAAGAAGACAGUGGCUGCUUGGGUAAAUCAAAGACAGCAGACAAGGAGAAAAAGAAAGAGAAAAAAUCCAAGAGUAAAAAUAGGAAGAAUGAUGGCGACGUUCCGCGACCCCAUAUUUGUGAGGUUUGCACCAAGGCAUUCAAGCAUCGCCACCAUCUCAUUGAGCAUACUCGCUUGCACACAGGCGAAAAACCAUACCGCUGUAACCGCUGCGGUAAGAGAUUCAGUCAUAGUGGAUCCUAUUCACAACAUAUGAAACAUCGCUUUAAAUACUGCAAAACCAAAGGGGGUGCUGGUAAAGAGGAAGAAGAUGAUAGUGAAUAGUAAGCAAAGAGACAAGUCCAACAGCCAUGACAUAAUAUGCAGGACUUCCAUCUGUUUACAGUACUUACCCGUCUUGCUCAUCAUUUCAAUUUCUUGGUGGCUGAUUAUGUCCCAGAAGCAACAUGACCUUCAAAUGAUCACACACAAUGUUCCAGUGUCACAGGGUUCACAGUUGGCAAGAGAUGUCUCCAACCAGGCAAAUGGAGACUAAGGAUUGCAAUGUGAUUAAGUACAAAAUAGAAAAAAACUACAAAUCUGCAACAUUGGGGAAUUUCUUUUACUUACAGACUGUCAAUUAUCAAUUCCAAACUCAAGAAUACCUUAAUAAUACUUUUAAAGACAUGUUUGUUUGCAUAAGCCAAGUGAAUAUAUCCCCUGUAUUAUCAAAAAUGAAAAAAAAAAAUGCAAUUUGAAUUUGAGAACUUGGCUGGCCCUUCAAAUGCUUAAUGCAUGGUGGAAGUUGUUUAUAAGCUGUAAAUUUUGGCCAAUUUGGGAUGAUUUCAUGCUUGAGUAUAUAUUUAAAGAUGUUACUUAUAUUCAAGAGUUUUAAGUAUUUUUCGAGCUAAAAUUCGCCAAGUAGUGUAAUUUACAAGCCUCCCUCACCCCCAUGCUGUAAUAUAUUAGAAAUCUCGCACUGGCAGAAGAAUCUCAGUGUUGUCAUCUCCACAUCUCUAGCCCUGGCAUUAACACUGGGAAGGCUUUCAUGUAAUCUCAUUACUAUAUAUGGAAAAAUGCCUCGCACUAGUAUUAGGCCUCUCGUUUUUAGUAAAAAAAAAAACUGAACCAAGACAGCUGCAGCUACGUGUCUUAUAAAGAGUAAGUCUUCAUCUGUGAACAGGUGGAUUGAAGAAUAGGGCUGGCUGAUCUGGCUCAGCACAGUAGGAAAAGUGAACUUCCACAUUCAUUUGCUUGAGUAUAUUUCAUUUAAAAUUUAUUGUUCUUAACUGGUAGAUAGAGAAUUCUGUUGUUUAGGCAUGUGGAGCUUUUUCUCCUCCCUCACUCAUCAGAUCUCAUGUGUCAGGGAAUGGCAUAAUUUAGACAAUACUUGUUCUUUUUAUAUACAGACAUGGUCUGGAUAUACUCUAAUCUCCAGUCUUUAAUGAUGUCGUCUGAAGCAAAUAUAUAUAUAUAU
Messenger RNA from Lingula anatina, 3022 nucleotides. RefSeq lists its product as uncharacterized. Gene Ontology annotation, biological process: negative regulation of DNA-templated transcription. Gene Ontology annotation, molecular function: nuclear receptor binding; nucleosomal DNA binding. The record is from RefSeq and is a predicted model, not a curated record. Lineage: Eukaryota; Metazoa; Brachiopoda; Lingulata; Lingulida; Lingulidae. Gene Ontology annotation, cellular component: SWI/SNF complex.